AAGGGGGAGAGCACGGAGCAGCCAUGUUGAAUGGGGGAGGAGAAGGAUGGGGGGGAUCCAACAGGAGGCCGGCGGAUGGAUGGCGGCCACGAAGAGGGGGUGAAACUUCACUGAUAGGUCCGACUGCAGUGAGAGCGCCAGCAGCAGUGGCAGCAGGAGCGCAGGCACGGGCAGGAGGGGGAGCGGAGGUACCACUGAGUGUGGCGACGGGGGGGAUGCGCGGACAGAAUGGCGGUGGAGCAGUGGCUGGCAGGGGGGAUGGGGGGGCAGCAGUGGUAGCUGUGCAGGUGUUGGCUGGGGAGAGGGCGUUUGUGCCACUCGAUCCGUCCCUCACGGGUUCCAUAGUGAGUGUGAUUGCAAUUGGAUGGAUAAUCUGGAAGCCGUCGAGUCCGCCGAACAAGCGCGCGAGGCUGCGCGAGUUCAAGCACUGCAUUCCCCACGACGGGCACGAGUGGCUCAAGUACGGCCAGAAGGACAUCUCAGGCGGCCGCUUCUCACGGCAUUAUUUCCGCUGCAGCCACUCCGACAACGGCGGACGCCGCUGCCCUGCGCGCCGAGUGGUCGACGUGCACACGCUUUUCGGCCAGCCUGGCGCCUCUGACAUUGCUCCACGUGUCACCUACUCGGGCAAGCACAACCACGCGCAGCCUGCCUCUCGCACCCCCUCCGAGAACGAGUCUCUGUUAACGAAUCCCACAUUCCCUACAGAGCGCGCCAAUCUCACUGCUACUGGUAGUAUGUGGGAGCAGCUUGCAAUCACAGGUCACAUGUUCCCGCUCCCGCGUGCACAGCUGCAGCAUUCUCCAUGCUCUGAGAAGCGGCAGCACCAUGCGACCACACUCGACCUAUCUGUGAUUCGCAGCGGUUUGGCGAAGGAAGAUGGCGAGAGGUGUGACAACUCGUGCCCGCUCACACCCACCACGCCCAGCUCGCCACCACCGCUGUCCCCGCCACUGUCCGCCCCGCUGUCUCCGCAGUCGUCCCCAGCGCCUUCCACGCCGGUUUCCCCGCGGACUCCCGUUUGGCUCUGGGCGGUAUCAUCCAGCAGUGUGAUCCCGCCAUCACCAGGAGCAGCGGCGGAGGAGGCUGAGCAGGAAACUGGGGAGCUGCAUACGGGCUUGGCUAACGGAAAACGAAAGUGGUCAAUGCUGGUGAACGAGGCUGCUGCUGAUGACAUGUCACGAGCAGAUGUCAACUUGAAAGGGUGUCAAGGAUUCCAAGUUUCUGAAGUCAGCCUGGGUUUGAAUCAUGGGAUUCUGCUGCCAAGCGAAGAUCUUGAUACAAAUUCGAAGACUCCGUCGGAGCCUUUGGAUCAUGGGGUGCUGCUGACAGCUGCGGAUUGGGCUAGCGCGAGCAACAACUUUGACACGUUUGAUCUGAGCCCGUUACAAGGUGCUCCGAUUGGGACAGCAUGUCCAAACGGAGCUCCUGCUGCUCUUCCCAAAUCGGGUGCUCUGCAGCAGGCGGAUGCGUUUCAGCCAAGGGCUCGUGUGAUCGAAUCUCCUCAGAUUUGGCCAAUCACGGUGGAGGAGUUGCUCCUUCAGCUGGCAGGGAGGGGUUGGUGA
Molecule: messenger RNA, 1565 nt
Organism: Closterium sp. NIES-65
Lineage: Eukaryota; Viridiplantae; Streptophyta; Zygnematophyceae; Desmidiales; Closteriaceae
Source: the annotation of a GenBank genome assembly